UCCCAGCCCCGGGGCGGCCGGAGGGAGGCGCGGGAGGGGGACCUGCGGCGGGAAGCUCGCGGCCGCGGCGCACGCGGAGCGGGGCCGGAGAGCACGCCGCGCGGAGGAGGAGCCGGAGCGGGAGCCGGAGCCGGAGCGGGAGCCGAGCCGAGCGCGCGGCCCGGGAACCGCGGGCAGGAACCCCGGCCGUGGGCGCAGAGGGUCGGCGGGGGGCAGCCGGCCGGGAGGGCCCCGCGCCGAGGAGAGGACAGGGGGCCUGGGGUCGCCGUCCCGCGUCCCCGCAGCGGCGAGUGCCCGGGAGCAGCAGCUGUCUGGCUCGGGCGGCGGCGGCGGAGCGGCUGGACGGUGGCAGCUUGAGCGGCAGCCGCGGUGGGUCCCGGGGCCGGGAGAGGGCCGCGCCGGCCGGCGGAGCCGCGCUGGGAUGACCCGCUGACCGCGGCCAUGCAGCCUUGACGGGGCGCAGGGACACGGCGGGGCGCGCCCUCCUGGUGGGACAGCGGGACCGCGGACGCGGGCAGCAGGACUUCACCGCCGACUCCGGCCCCGCGGGGAGCGAGACUCUGACCAUGGAACCCGUGACCAAGUGGAGCCCCAAACAAGUGGUGGACUGGACGAGAGGCUUAGAUGACUGCCUGCAGCAGUACGUCCACAAGUUUGAGCGAGAGAAGAUCAACGGCGAGCAGCUGCUGCGGAUCGCCCAUCAGGACCUCGAGGAGCUGGGUGUCACUCGAAUUGGACACCAGGAGCUGGUGUUGGAGGCGGUCGACCUUCUCUGUGCACUGAAUUACGGCCUUGAAACCGACAAUAUGAAGAACUUGGUUCUGAAAUUGCGAGCCUCCUCCCACAACUUACAGAAUUACAUAAGCAGCCGGCGGAAAAGUCCCGCUUACGACGGGAACACGUCCCACAAGCCCCCCAACGAGUUCCUGACUUCCGUGGUGGAGCUCAUAGGCGCGGCCAAGGCCUUGUUGUCCUGGCUGGACCGGGCCCCAUUUACAGGCAUCACUGACUUCUCAGUCACGAAGAACAAAAUCAUUCAGCUGUGCUUGGACCUGACCACCACAGUCCAGAAGGAUUGUCUCGUGGCAGAAAUGGAGGAUAAAGUUCUAUCCGUGGUCAAGGUUUUAAAUGGCAUCUGUGACAAAACAAUCCGCUCUACCACGGACCCUGUCCUGAGCCAGUGUGCGUGCCUGGAGGAAGUCCACCUGCCGAACAUCAGACCCGGGGAAGGCCUGGGCAUGUACAUCAAAUCGACCUACGAUGGACUGCACGUGAUCACUGGGACCACGGAGAACCUGCACCAUGAGAAGAAUAUAUUCGUAUACCGCUCAUGCAUUGUUUUAGGGUUGGAUGGAUUCAGAAGUAUGUCUCCUGCAGACAGAUCCCAGAAAAUUCAUGCUGGCGAUGAAGUCAUUCAGGUUAAUCGGCAAACUGUGGUGGGAUGGCAGCUAAAAAACCUGGUGAAGAAGUUGAGGGAGAACCCCACAGGAGUCGUGUUGCUGCUUAAGAAGCGCCCCACGGGUUCCUUCAACUUCACCCCCGCGCCCCUGAAAAACCUGCGGUGGAAGCCGCCUGUCGUGCAGACCUCGCCACCGCCCACCACGUCGCAGUCCCCCGAGAGCACCAUGGACGCCUCGCUGAAGAAGGAGAAGCCGGCCAUCCUGGACCUGUACAUCCCUCCGCCGCCGGCCGUGCCCUACUCUCCCAGGAACGAGAACGGGAGUUUCGUUUACGGGGGACCCAGCAAGUGUCACCGGCCGGCGCCUGGCCCCAAGGGCUCGGAGUCCCCGAAUUCCUUCUUGGACCAGGAGAGCAGAAGACGGAGGUUCACCAUCGCCGACUCGGAUCAGUUGCCCGGGUAUUCUGUUGAAACCAACAUUCUGCCCACAAAGAUGAGGCAGAAAACGCCGUCCUACGGCAAGCCCCGGCCUUUGUCCAUGCCUGCGGAUGGGAGCUGGAUGGGGAUCGUGGACCCUUUCGCCAGACCUCGCGGUCAUGGGAAGAAAGGUGAGGAUGCCCUCUGCCGGUAUUUCAGUAACGAACGGAUCCCUCCGAUCAUCGAAGAAAGCGCCUCGCCCCCCUACCGGUUCUCCAGGCCCCACGCGGAGCGGCAGCUGGUCCGAGGCGCCGACUACAUCCGGGGCAGCAGGUGCUACCUGGGCGCGGAUCUCCACAGCAGCGCCACCAUCCCGUUCCAGGAGGAAGGGACCAAGAAGAAAGCCGCCCCGUCGGGGGCCAAGGCCUCGGCCCCAGAGCCGUCCCUGCUGGUCAGCUGGCUCACGCGCCUCAAACUGUUGACUCACUGAGCCCUGCCCCCGGGGAUGCCCCCCAGCUCACAAGUGCCUUCCUUCCCAGCGGGCCGCCGUUCCGACUUCCACGCGCAGUAUUAUGUAGACACCUUUUGCAAACUGUUUUGUGCUUUUUUGUUUGGAAAAUUGUGUGCCGCCCUUCUCGGAUGGUGGGAGCAGGUGGGUGGGAGCAGAUCCAGGGGCCUCGGUGCCGGCGGGUGGAGGCGGAAGGAGGAGCCGGUAGAGCUGGCUUUUCUGGCCUCAUUCGGGUCGGGACACGGAGACACACUCUACAGCCCAGCCCGCAGCCUCUGCCGGGAUCGGGGCGAAUGGGAGGCCCCGGGGCGUUGUUGGUUUGGGGGGACGGGAUACAGUUGGUGGCCAUGGCCGCACAGAUGUAUUGGUUCGUGGUCCAACUUGUUCGCCUGAGAAAGCCAGUGGGGAGAACACUUCGGUUUUGCUUGUUCAGGCGACGCACCGCACGUGUCAGGGUAGCGGCUUUGACUUUGAAAUCACAGGACUCGGAAGUGUGUGCCGCAGAGCAGAGGUGUGCGUGCAGAUGGUCACACCUGGUCCAUCUCCUCAUCACAGUCUCAGUUCAGGGCGAUGAAUGCAGGAACACACAGAGAGGGCUGCUCACACACACAGCCCUUCCUGGCUCCGACGGCGGCCCUGUUAAUGUGUUACUGUCUUGGAGGGAAGAGAAGCUAUGAUUUGCUGACAGCCAAAGUAUCCUUGAGAAAAACGAAGCAGCAGGACUUAAGUUUGUGAAAGAGACGGCGGCUCAAAGUGUGUCUGUUCAGUGUCUAUCUUCCGGGGCAGAACGGACCGUUCUUGGAUCGGCCACGCUUUGCCGAUGAGAGAAACCUGGGCAAGUCUCACGGUCACAGAUUUUCAAGUAGCAUCAGGUAUUUUGGAAAAGUGUGUCUGGGUAUUAACUCCUGUUUAAACUGAAUGUAUGAUAUUUUGUUAGAAUGGAAAAGUACUAUCUUGUUAAUUUAAGCGUUUUAAAUACAGUUGUAUAUUUUUCCUACUCUUA
This is a messenger RNA of Eptesicus fuscus (big brown bat), 3327 nucleotides long. It is a transcript of the gene CNKSR3, whose product is annotated as CNKSR family member 3. Bases 567 to 2306 code for a protein of 579 amino acids. Lineage: Eukaryota; Metazoa; Chordata; Mammalia; Chiroptera; Vespertilionidae. Gene Ontology annotation, biological process: regulation of signal transduction. The transcript has 14 exons. Gene Ontology annotation, cellular component: membrane; cytoplasm. The record is from RefSeq and is a predicted model, not a curated record. Gene Ontology annotation, molecular function: protein binding.